Adineta steineri is the source of this 4506-nucleotide messenger RNA. The record is from the annotation of a GenBank genome assembly. Lineage: Eukaryota; Metazoa; Rotifera; Eurotatoria; Adinetida; Adinetidae.
AUGAUAAUGACUACAAAUACUAAUAGAAUACUCGAACAUCUAAAUAUAUUUUCUGUUGAUCAUUAUAAAAAACAGCAACAACAACAGCAUCAGCAACAACACUAUGAUGAGAUCAAAAUGAAUCUAACGUCAGAUCAACACGACAAUAUUCUUCAAUCAAAUAUUAAAGACGAAAAAACAGAUCAUCAUGUUGAUAAUACUCAUUUAAAAACGUCACCAACAUCAACACCUAAUAUCGAUCAACCAUUAUUAAUUGUACUUGAUGAAGACGAUAUCAAUACUGAUGAUGAAAAUGAACAUAUUAAUUUAAAAACAUCUGAAAUAAAAUUACAAAGUGAUUCACCUACAAAUGAAGGACAAAAGACAAAUAGUUCAAAUAAAAUUACACCGACAGCUAAACAAUCUAUAAAUAAAUCGAAAAAUUCACGAAAAUCCAAUACAAAUACAUUAACUGAUUCUAAACUUUUUCGUCGUCCACGAAAACCUGGUUUAUCAUCAUUACUAAACGAUUGUAAUCAACAACAACCAUCAGAUAAAUUUUUUCGUACUGUUGUCAUUGAUACUACUUUUAUGCGACAAACAUAUCAACAACAACGAAAUAAAUUAAUAGCUCGUCGUAAAAACUCUAAUACAUUUUCAUCAUCUAUUAAUAUGUCGAAUACUAAAACACAUUCUAUUGACGAUAAUUCUCCUAUAUUAUCAUCGAAUGAUUCGAUAUUAUCAAAUAUAUCAUUUGAUAAUAUAUCUAAUGUAUUAACUGUAUCACGUAUGGGUUCAAUAUUUUAUUGUUUAGAAGAUUUAUAUGGCAAAGUCUUUUCUUCACUAUGUACAUUAGAUGAAUUUACAAAUUUAAUAAUAAAACCUGAAAUAAUUGUUACGAAACAAGUAACAUUAUCAGAAAAAAUGUCAAUUGAAAAACAAGUACCAUCAUUAAAAAAAUUUCAUGAUAUUCGUUUUCGUCUUAUAUCAAUUAAUUCUUCUGAUUAUUUACUUCGAUUAAAACAAUUACUUGUACCAACUAAAAAUCUAGGUGAAACUGAAAAACAAAAGCGUAUCGAACAAAUCAUUGAUGAGAUGCGUGAUUAUAAACGAACACCAACACCUGUUCUUGUAAAGGACAAUGUCUUACAUUCACCAAUGACUACGAAACGUCUCUCAUCGGAUGAUGAUGACGAUGACGAUGAUGAAGAACAUGAUGAAGAACCACGAAAACGUUUAAAAAUUGUUACAAAAAAACAAAAAUCAAAUGAUACACCACCACUAGCUCCUACACAAUUUGGAAUAUUUAUACAAUGUAAUGGUCCAGUUAGUUGUAAUAUAUUUUCAACAAAUGAAACUGUUUCACAAUCAUCUUCAUCAUCAACAACGACUAAUAGUGCAGAAACGACAACAACAACCACUACAACAACAGUUGCAAAAACUGAAUCGGAAAUCAUAGCUAAAUCUACUAUAAUUCGAAAACAAAAUGAAAAUGAUUCUAAACAAAAUUUUCUUGAAAAAUUACAACAACAAUAUUCCAAUAUACCAAAAUUUAAUUUAAAUAAUGAACAAUUUAUUCCUAAAUCUACAAUUUUAAAUCGAACGGAUUCACAGAGUCCUACGGAUUGUAAUCAAAUAAAUAACAUAUGUCCAUCAUCAACUGUUAUGAAUAUGCCAAUAAAACGGCGUAUUCUUAAUUCAUAUAAUAACGAUGCAAAUGAUUCAUCAUCAUCAUCUACAACAGCAAUGCAUCUAUCUACAAGAUCAAUAAAUCAUUCACGUUGUUUAUAUCGUUCAAAAUCUUUUACGUUUAAAAAUAAUAAUAAUGAUCAACAAAAUAAAAGUUUUGCUCGUCGUUCAUCUAGUUUAUCAUUAAUUCAAUAUCAUACAAAAGAAAAAUUUUCUAAUAGAAAAUCUCAUUCAACAGACAAUAAUAAUUCCAAAUUAAAUAUUAAAUCGAAAAGUGAACCAAUCGAUUUAACAGAUGAAAGUUAUUCAAUGCCAAUGAUUGUUAAUGUUGAAGAAAAUGUUGAACCUGCUAAUCAACGAGACAAAAUUAAAUGUAAAAAAUUAAUUACUACAAAUACUAAACCAAAACAAUCAGAAAGUGUGUCGAUAUCAUCCGAGUCAGAAUCACGUCCACCGUCAACAGUCAAUUCUCGCUCAACAUCUCAUGGAUCUAAUCCAACAACAGUAUUAGCAAAACCAACACCUACUCAUCAUACAACUCCAACUUCAACUCCAACUCCAACUCCAUCAUCGUAUCGUCCAACGCCCUAUGUUGUUUAUCAACAUCAAGAAUCUUAUACAUAUCGUGAACCAUCUCAUAAUAUUUCAUCUUCACCUUCUAUGUCUCAUUCAUAUCAACAUUCAACACCCAUUCCACAUAAUACAAAUCUUUAUCCAUAUUCAUUUUCAUCUAAUCCACAACAGUAUCCAAUAAUAAAAAAAACGAAAGAAGUAUCUACACCAAAUUCUUACGAUACUCGACCUAAUUCUGUUGCUCCAAUUCAUCCAUCAUCAUCAUCAUCAUCAUCUUCAGUAGCAGUAGUAACAGCAGCAACAAAAAAUAAUCAUCAUAGUACUAGUUUACCAUCAUCUGUUGUUAUGCCUAUUGUUCGAAAACCAAAUUAUUAUCAGCAAUUAACACCAGAACAACAAGCAUCAAUUAAAACACAAUCAUCACCGCCAGUACAAAUGCAAUGUCGUUUACCUUGUUGUCAACCACCACACCCAUCUAUGCAACAACAACAGCAACAACAACAUCCACAUCCACAUCCACAUCUUCAUCAACAUCAUCAACAACAACAGCAUCAACAACAACAGCAUCAACAACUAACAUCACCACAUUCAACAGAAAAGGCACUGCAAAAUGAAAGAUAUAUGUAUACAUCAUAUGUUCCUUCAACACCGGCACAACAUACAUUAAAACGUGAUCCAUCACAUACACCAGAUAUUCUAAAUUCAUCACCAUCUAUGAAUCGAAAACAACGUCGCGUUGAAUCUAUACCACCACCAUCAACAACACCAUUUCCACCUUAUUCAUCAACAAAACCAUAUUUUGUUCCUCCACCACCAAUACCAUCGCUAGCAUCUUCAAAUUCCUCUUCAUUAUCAUCAUCACAUUGGGCAUCGAUAUCUCCUUCACAACCAACUCAAAAUAUAAAACCAUCUAUUCGAUAUCCGUAUCCUCCACCACCAAAUACACCAAUAAAUAACAUAACACGUAAAACUGAUUCUUAUCGUCCUCCACCACGUCGUCCAAUACCAGUUCAAUCUCGACCACCAUUAACAACACCUGUUGUUGCACAAAAUUCUUCAACAUUAAUGAGUCCACCAAAUACACCACAUGAAUUAACUUUACCAAAUAUUCGUACACGUAGUAUUGAUAUACAACGAGCAAUUAUUGAACGUGGUUAUUGUGAUAUGGAUAAAUUACCCAAACUUGUUGUACGACAUACAAAAACAUAUUCAAAUAAAACAAUUGAUACAAUGGGACAAUUAUUUCCUACAUGGUUCAAUGAACCUGAUUAUCGUUGUAUACAUUGUUUUCGUUGUGAUCAAGUAUUUACACCACAACAAUUUAUGACACAUGUUGAUGAUGAACAUUUACAAAAUGAACAACCCAUAAAUAUGACAUCAAUACAAUUAUUAACAUCAGAAAAAAUGUCUGAAUAUAAAGUUGGAUUAUGGAAUCAGUUUUGUACAAAUCUUACCAUCUAUGCAAGAAAAGAUUUAAUACCAUCGGAAUUAAUUUUAUCCUAUGAUCUUGAUGAACGAAAAUGGAAUAUUGAUACAAUUGAAUAUAAAUAUAUAUUUGAAACAAAAUUAAAUCAUUUAUAUAACAAUGAACAUAUACCAUUUGAAGAACAACUUCGGCAUGUUAUUGAUUAUCUUGAUAAUUAUUUCAAUAAUCAAUCAGAACAACAAAAAGCGAAAAUAAAUCUUCAUCGUAUGAAUUCAUUCUCAUGGUUUCGACGUUUACGUAAUGCACGUCGUUGGUCAAGUCAAAAUGUUCUUACAGAUUCGCCAGCAGAAUUACAACGUUAUUCAGCACCGGAAAAAUCUACUAAAGAAAAUAAUAAAGAACAAAUUCUGUCAGUCAAAACAUUAGCUGAAUCAUUUGAUACAAAUAAUAUUCAUCGAACUCGUACAAAAACAUCCAGUUCAUCAUUACAAUAUCCAAAUGAAUAUAAUGAAACUCAAGUACUAAAUAAAGCACCAUCAAUUAGUGAAAUUUGGUUGAAUGUUUCUUUGCAUGGAACGAAUGAAAAGCAAGAAAAUAGUACAAGUCAUAUCAGCGAAUAUCUAUUGAAAAAAUUAGCAGAAAAAUUCGUGAAAUAUUUCGGUGGAACAUUUCAAUGUAAUGUUGGUCAUCAGUGUCAACUCGAAUAUGAUGGUCAAGUAUGGCAUUUUAUUGUACUUAAAUUUGAAUUUUUAACAAAUCAAACUUGUGAACCUAUGAAAAUACCAAAAACAAAAAUCGUUUUUCUUAUUGAUGGUGUUCCAUAUUAUGUUCGAGGUUAA